This is a messenger RNA of Panonychus citri (citrus red mite), 1407 nucleotides long. Its product is annotated as replication protein A 32 kDa subunit-like. Gene Ontology annotation, cellular component: chromosome, telomeric region; site of double-strand break; DNA replication factor A complex. The transcript is spliced from 2 exons. Gene Ontology annotation, biological process: DNA replication; nucleotide-excision repair; double-strand break repair via homologous recombination. The coding region runs from base 83 to 997 and encodes 304 amino acids. NCBI's taxonomy places the organism in Eukaryota, Metazoa, Arthropoda, Arachnida, Trombidiformes, Tetranychidae. The record is from RefSeq and is a predicted model, not a curated record.
UAAAUUUAUUCGUUAAUUUCAUUUUCUUUUAGUUAACAUUGUUUAUUAUCUUUCUCAUUCUCAUUAAUUAAUUGUUCUAAUCAUGUUGAGGAUUCCACAAUCAUCGCUUUUAGAUCCAACCACUAAUAGAAUCAAUGAAACCAUAAGUUCAUCGAAAUGUAUUCCUUUGUUAAGUGUUUCGGUUAACCAGAUUAUUAAACUAUUUGUCCCUUCAAUUGGUUUAAUUGUUCAUAAACAUCUAAUUGGUUUGGUUAAAUUGGUUGGUAAAAUUGUUGAUAAAUCAAUGGAAGAUACUUACAUUACUAUUAAGGUAAAUGAUGGUUCUCAUAUUGAUUGUUUAAAAGUCAUUUGUUACCGUGGUUAUCGUUUUGAUUCAAAUAUCUUAAAUCAAGGUGAUUAUUGUAAAUUUAUUGGUAAAAUUAAAAUGGAAACCAAUGGAUUACCUUGUCUUGUUGUUUAUUCUGUGUCCCCGAUAACUGAAUUUAAUGAAAUCUCGAUACAUUGUUGUGAAAUUGUUAGAGAUUCACUUGAAUUGAGACAAGUUAAGAAUAAGAUUUUCAAAGUUCCAACCGUUCCCAAUACCAGUGGCAUUAGUAAUCAAAAUGUAACCACAAACAUUACAAUUAAUAAUAAUACAACCGAAACCGAAACCGAUAAUAACACAACCGAAGUGACCACUAAUCCUAAUGAAACUGAAGGUCAAGCUAUGAUAGAUGAUACUCCUUGUCCAUCUACAAGUGAAAUAAAUGAAUCGGUUACCGAUAAUUCAAAGGGUCCUGGUGAUUUCCUGAGUCUUAGUGGUUUACAGUCUAGCAUUUUAAAUCUACUCGUUCAGUGUAAAAAACCCGAGGGAUUAUCCAGGUCAGAAAUUCGUAAUUCAUUUCCUACGGUUUCACUUUCUGAGUUCCAGGCAGCCAUGGAUUUCCUUGAUUGCGAGGCUCAUAUUUAUCAUACAAUUGACGAUAAUCAUUAUCAAAGUGUUUGGUUUGCCGAGUAACAACAAACAAGGACAAUCAAUUAAUCAUAAAAUUUAAUCUGCCAAAUCUACAAUCUUAAUCGACAUUUAAUUUAUAUAUAAAAUAUUUAUAAAUCUACAAAUCUAUGAGAGUUACUUGAUAUCUAAAUUGUGAUAAUCCUUUAAACAAUGUGAAACAAUUAGACUUAACUGUUAAUCUAAAUCUUUUUAAGUUAAUCUAUUGUUACUAUUACAAGUGAAUGUAAAAUUUUCCCCAAUCAAUAACCAUUUAUAUUUAUAUAUUUAAUCAUCUACAGUAUUUAAAUUGUUCACCAAUUGUUUGAUAAUAAGAUUUAAUCAAAUCUAAGACGUUCUCAUGUAAAGAUAACUUUAAUUUCUGGGACAUUAUUUAAUUAAAUAAACAUAAUAGGUAGUCCAUUUAUUACCAUAAA